AUGGAUCUGCCACAGGCAUCGGCAAUACCAACAGCAGGCACGGGGGAGGAGGAGGCAGAGGUCGUAUGUUUUGGCUGCGGCUCGGCCAUUUAUGACCCCUUCAUCAUGCAUGUUCAGCCUGACCUCAAGUGGCACGGAAGGUGUCUCAAGUGUCAUAAGUGUGAGCGCGGCCUCAGUGACGAGACCAGCUGUUUCGUCCGCAACGGCAAGCCCUACUGCCGAGAGGACUACUGCAACAGUAGUUUCCUCCAGCGCUGUGCGGGUUGUCAGCAGCCCAUAACCAAGGUGGAUCUGGUCCUCCGGAUUCGCAACCAGACCUUCCACAUGGGCUGCUUCCGUUGUGUGGUGUGCUCUGCCAUCCUCCAACCUGGGGAAGAGAUCGCCUAUCGUCGCGAUAUGCCCUACUGUCUGCGAGACGCGAAGCUGACAAUGCCAGAAAAGUGGAAUCUUCCUCCACCUACCGUGUCUAGCACCGCCGCUCUCAUGGAGAAUGAAGCUGCUGAGCCCAAGGUGCUCACUCUCCUAUCGCCGGUAAUCCCCUCGUCCACCUCAAAGUCCACCGAGGACCAACAACAACAGCAACAACAGCAACAGACGCUAAAAUUGGUGGAUGGUAGUGAGACGGCAACUUAUUUAAGUCCCCAACCACCCCAUCGUACGAGGUCAGACAGCACUUCCAGCUCCCUUGAUGGUCCGAUGGGAGAAAACGGUAUUUGCCUCCUUAAUCAUAAAACACACUUCAGACCACCAUUUUGUUUAAACGUUCCAAUGACCCCAAACUCGGAGGGCAGUCAGGACGAGGACGAUUGUAGCAGUUUGUUUGGGUGUAUGACUUCGGCCGCAGUCUCGUGUCUAAGCGGCGACACUUCUCAGCAGCACACCAACUCCGCUCUCAAUGGCGAAACUCCGUCUAUUCAAUCGACAACUAACUCAACGGCCGGACACAACCAUCUCGUACGAAACGGCAGUGGAGGUGGUAAAACCGGAGGGAAGCGCUCCAAGGAACAAAAAACCACCAGGGUACGAACAGUGCUAAAUGAAAAGCAGUUGCACAUGCUGCGCACGUGUUAUGCGGCAAAUCCUCGUCCAGACGCCUUGAUGAAGGAGCAGCUGGUCGAGAUGACUGGCCUCAGUCCUCGGGUCAUUCGGGUCUGGUUCCAAAACAAGCGCUGCAAGGACAAGAAGAAGCAGAUUAUGAUUAAGCAGAUGGAACAGCAUCAUCAGAAUGGACUGCAUCCCUGUGGAUUACAAGGCGUUCCCAUGGUAGCCGGUAGUCCACUGCCCAACGAUCCGACCAUGCUGUGUUCCAGCUCCGGAAUCGAGGUUCAACGCAUCUCCAGUGAUAGCGGAGGAGGAGGCGGUAGUGGCGGGGGAGCAGGAAACAUGUGCAGUCCUGCAAGGCCUGACGUCCACACUCCACCACCUUCAUCUCAACCUCGUUUUUCCCCAGCCUACCCACCCCCGCCACCACCACCGCCGCCCUCACAUCUCUUCAAUGGCAUGCUGCCUCCAAUAUCCCAUGUUGAAGUAAAGCCAUCUUUACCACACUCCUCCUCUACCUCCUCAUCGUCGGCUCAUCUCAUGCUCUCCUCGUCCAUGGGCUUACCCACUGGAGACGAGGGGCCUUUUCCACCCUUUCAACAGCUUGUGUCAACAUUUGACCUGAUGGACCCAUUGCAACGGGGCCAGCCAGGACACGAGGACGGUUUCGCAACCGGAAGUCGUUUGUCUUACGGCCCUCCGGGUGGUCCCAACGCUCCUAGCAAUGGCCCUCCUGCUCCCACCGCCGUCGUAGACGGGCCACCCUUUGUCUUCCCCAUGGGUGAUCCCACAUUCACCACCCUUCGACCAAUCAGUCUACGACCACCCUCUCUUUCCACUUAA
Messenger RNA from Hydatigera taeniaeformis, 1884 nucleotides. The record is from the annotation of a GenBank genome assembly. NCBI's taxonomy places the organism in Eukaryota, Metazoa, Platyhelminthes, Cestoda, Cyclophyllidea, Taeniidae.